AUGGCCUCCAACAGCGUUUGUCUCUUCUUAGAUAAGGUUCCUCUAGAAAUCAGGACUCAGAUCUACAAAGAACUACUAGUCAAAAAGAUUCUGGGCACUGCAGAUUCUGUAUCCAGAAGUGCGAGCUAUGGAGCUGAUACAAUGUACGACUUAUCCCCACAGUUAUUGAGGGUCUGCCAUCAAAUUUACGUCGAGGCCUUGGAUAUUCUGUACAAAGAAAAUACCUUCUACAUCGCAUGCUUUCGGGUUGAUAAUCACCUUUCUAUGGAUAUGGGUGCAGAAAGUGAUGAUGAAAAUCCAACGGCCGUACAGUAUGUUGAAGGACCUCUGGUGGAACUAUGCCCUCUUAUGAGAUACCAGAACAACCAAAGCAAAAUGCCAUUUCCAAUUCCAAGUCUUGGUAAUUGCUCUACUGUGUCGAGAGUUCGCAAGUGGCGGGUGGUAGUUAGUAGACUCACAUCUUCUGGUGGCAGUUGGGACCCAAUUUGGAGUUUACGUGACUUUUGCGAAGUCAUCUCUCAAGAUCCUCCGAUAUCGUUGGAACUCCUGAUUCUGCCUUGCGGCUUGGACUAUGGUCGGGACAACCAUUAUUCUUUCGACAGCUACGAGCAGAUCUUGAAGCCUUUGAAAAUCCUCCGCAAUAUCCAGACAUGUGCAAUCAAAGAAGCUUGCGCAACCGAUGUUCCUGAUGUCAUUCAACUCGCUGAUGAUGGGUUAGUGAAGAAAUUUAGAGAGGGAGAUGAAGCUCUAGCAGACUGGGAACUUCCGACGGACUUGAAGACGGAGAUAGAAACACUUACAACUGGUCAACAACCCCUUGAUAUCCAACACAUGAUGCAUAAGAACCUCGUGGCUUACGCGCGAACCUUUGAGCGGUAUCAACCCUACAAAAUGCAAAUGGGCGUAAGACGAGAGGAUAUCACACGGAUUGAUCCUAGGUGCCUUGAGUACGCUGAGUUCCUCGAUACAGGUUCUUUCAAUCCUUUUAUCGAGCCAACCCUUCAUCCACUUGAAUUCGAACUUCGCAACUGUCAAGACGCUGUCAUGAAUUCAGGCGAAGACGAAUGGACAUUCAAAGAACAUCGCAAGCACGCCCUUACGCACCUCGAGCGACAAUGGAAUCAAAUCAUGAAUGCAAAUCAUGAACUAACGACAUUUAUAAAGACAGAGAAAGUUCCCGGCGGCAUAUUCGAUGCUGUCGAGAGAAGGAAUGAACAAUUAGGAUUCUCAAACAAUACAUGGGAAAUGCGAGAUCCAAACAGGCAACAAAAGAUCUGCCUCGCUUUAGUAUACCUCAAGCGCUACGCCAAAGCUUUCAAAAGACAUUCAACCUCUGCGAUAGAAGCCCAGAUUCAAUCCCAACAUCAUCUCUACAACAGCCACUACAAAAACCUACCACGCGAUCGUCUGAUCAAGCACUUAAUGACAGACCACCAAGUCGGCAAAAUCCGCCACUUCAUCACAAAGUUCAGCACGGCGGUCGAUAUGUGCGAUCAACAAUAUCUCGAAAUCUUGACGGCACGAAAGGCGCUCUUCGAUUACGACGGAUUGGGAGAAUACGAAUGCGGAGAUUUCAAUUUACACAAGGGAUUAUCGGUAGAAAUGAUUGAUUGGAGUGUGAACGAGCGAGAUUUGACGCCGCAGCAAUCGUUGGAAUCGGAUGAUUAUUAUGGCGAGGAUAGCGAUGAUGAAAGUGGUUGGUCUAAUUAUUACUGA
Molecule: messenger RNA, 1716 nt
Organism: Botrytis deweyae
Lineage: Eukaryota; Fungi; Ascomycota; Leotiomycetes; Helotiales; Sclerotiniaceae
Exons: 1
Coding region: 1-1716 (571 amino acids)
Source: RefSeq, a predicted model, not a curated record